AUGGCUGCUAUUUCUCCCACCAACCUCUCCCCUCGGCCUACCGGUAGUCCCAUCCUCCCGCCCAAUUCGGCUCUUAGAUCGAACCCUGUAAACGAUGAUAGCAGCGCCGACGAGGCCACAGGUUUCAUUUCUCACACGCCGCCUCUGAACUACAGUUCUCUUAAUACUACAACCGCUGCUUCUGGGCCCCGCGCUCGCAAAACCUCGACCCAAAACUCCCACCAGAGACCGUCCUCUCAGCGAAACAACAAUGGAGCUGUACCAAGUCCCCAGACUAGUCGACAAGAUGAAUCGAAUAAUGAAAGUCAGUCAUGGUGGAAGGCACAGGCUGAGAAGUUCCGAUCAAUAGAGCUGGAGAAUAAAGGCAGUGUCGCACGUGAUCAUCUCGCUAUCGAACGAACAUUUCUAGCGUGGCUACGAACUUCCUUAAGUUUUGCAUCGAUCGGUAUAGCUGUUACUCAGCUGUUUCGCCUCAAUACCAGUCUCGAAAGCGGCCAUGAUGGCGACAAGAUUUCCGACCGAAACGCUGCAACAUUGAGACACAUGGGCAAACCUCUCGGCACCACGUUCCUGGGUAUCAGCAUAUUAGUUUUGUUUCUCGGAUACAAGCGUUACUUCCAAUCUCAACACUGGGUCAUAAAGGGCAAGUUCCCUGCCAGUCGUGGCACAAUCAUGAUUGUUGCCUUUGUUGCGUUGGCCAUCAUGGUUGCGUCUCUCAUUGUAGUGAUUGCUAUACACCCCUCCGAGCAUGAGAUAUAA
Fusarium coffeatum is the source of this 759-nucleotide messenger RNA. RefSeq lists its product as uncharacterized. The coding region runs from base 1 to 759 and encodes 252 amino acids. Lineage: Eukaryota; Fungi; Ascomycota; Sordariomycetes; Hypocreales; Nectriaceae. The transcript is spliced from 2 exons. The record is from RefSeq and is a predicted model, not a curated record.